GAUGCAGUACAUAGAGCUGUGUAGGUCGUAAACCGAGUGUUCGAAUUUUAUAAAGGUCAUCUCUGUACACGCUUUACACAAUAAUAUAUUGUAGUACGGAGUUAAACGUCAUGUACAAACAGCAGCCCCGCGAUGUGCGGAAACUCUACUUUCAGGAAGCCCAAAUUGAACAUGACCGGAUCAUCAGUCGUGCCUGGCAGAGUAAAUACGGCCGCCUACUGGACGAGCAAACCGAGCGUAUCGGCACGGUGAACGUGGUGAAACCCGGAUGGUGGAAGGAAGCUGACUACAAUAUCUCCGACAGCGCCAAGAUCGCCCGCGACAUUACCGUUCUCCUCCCGCGUAUCAACUACCCGCCCCGGGUGCGCCGCUUCCCGCCGCACCAGCCCCCGGGACCGGAGGUCACGGAGCAUAUCCCGCCGUUGUCCCUGCAGUACCCGGUGCCGGCGACGGAAAAAGCGCCACUGACUGAAUACCACGGCCGAUUUCAAUAUUUGAAAAAUCGCUGGGCGUUGCCGAUGAAUCAGCGUUUUAUCGUUCCACCCAACGUCAACGGGGAAUAUGGUUGGGAGAAUGCCGGGCAGGCCGGGAAGUCACAUGAGGAGACUCCCAAGAAUUUCGGUGUGCGGCCGGUGCUCGCCAGGGAGUUCUACCGGCAGACGGGUGUUGUUAAUCAUAAAGAAAGCAAAGUCAAACUUGACCUUAGUGCACGAUAACCGUUGCUAGUAAACCGCUUCUGAACGUAUACUUAUAUAUUCAGUUUUUGAUGCUCUAGCAGCUUAUGACUAUGUACAUAACAUCCAGUAUCCGGUUAUGUGCAGCGUUACGUUAAAUCUCCCGUUACGUGUAGCGCUCAC
This is a messenger RNA of Paramacrobiotus metropolitanus, 857 nucleotides long. Its product is annotated as protein ATP6V1FNB-like. The record is from RefSeq and is a predicted model, not a curated record. Bases 111 to 716 code for a protein of 201 amino acids. The transcript has a single exon. NCBI's taxonomy places the organism in Eukaryota, Metazoa, Tardigrada, Eutardigrada, Parachela, Macrobiotidae.